AUGAAAAGGCAUCGCAGAAAGAAUGUUUGUAGUCAGCAUUCAAAUGAUUUAUGUGCAAAAAUAGAGCACAAAAAGAUAUCAUAUCAGGAGCUCCAGAGAGCAACAACUGACUUUUGUGAAGGCAACUUGCUUGGAGAAGGAAGCUAUGGUUCUGUAUACCAACGCGCCAUAGAAAUCUUGUUAGAGUCGGUGAGUAUCAUGAUUGAUGUGGCAUUAGCUUUGGAAUAUCUCCAUGAUGGUCAAUCAGAGCCUGUGGUUCACUGUGAUUUGAAACCUAGCAAUGUCCUUCUAGACGAAGAUAUGAUUGCAUAUGUUGCUGACUUUGGUAUUGCAAAAAUUUUAGCCGAAACCAAGACUGCAACAGAAACCAACACUUUAGGCACACUUGGCUACAUUGCACCGGAGUAUGGCUCUGAAGGAAGAGUGUCGACAACCGGUGAUAUAUAUAGUUAUGGGAUAAUGCUUUUGGAGACAUUUACAAGAAAGAAACCAACGGAGGAAAUGUUCACCGACGAGAGGAGUUUAAGGCAAUGGGUGAGCACAUGGCUUCCUGAUGAAGUUAUGGAAGUAGUGGAUAGUGGAUUAUUGAGGACACAAAAUGAAGGAGACAUGGUUGCUACCCAAAGCAAUCUUAUUACUAUUUUGGAGUUGGGUUUGGAGUGUAGCACAGAAUUAGUGGCAGAGAGAAUUCAAAUUAAAGAAGUACUUGGCAAGUUGAACAAGAUCAAAAGGCAACUCCUUCAAAACCAAAGUGUUUGA
Messenger RNA from Camellia sinensis, 759 nucleotides. NCBI's taxonomy places the organism in Eukaryota, Viridiplantae, Streptophyta, Magnoliopsida, Ericales, Theaceae. The record is from RefSeq and is a predicted model, not a curated record.